Hansenula ciferrii is the source of this 1524-nucleotide messenger RNA. Its product is annotated as Nitrilotriacetate monooxygenase component A. Bases 1 to 1524 code for a protein of 507 amino acids. The record is from RefSeq and is a predicted model, not a curated record. Gene Ontology annotation, molecular function: monooxygenase activity; oxidoreductase activity, acting on paired donors, with incorporation or reduction of molecular oxygen. Lineage: Eukaryota; Fungi; Ascomycota; Saccharomycetes; Phaffomycetales; Wickerhamomycetaceae. The transcript has a single exon.
AUGACAGCUUCAGAACCAGCUACUAAGAAGCAAAAAGUUCAAAAAGAACGUACUCCAUUAAUUCUAAACUUCUUUGAAGCAUUGACCCCAGUUUUACAUGCACCAGGUCAAUGGAGAAAUGAAAGGGAUCAAUCAAGAAACUAUUACAAACCUGAGUAUUGGGUCAAAUUAGCUCAAUUAGCUGAACGUGGUAAAUUACACGGGUUAUUUAUUGGUGAUUCUCUUUCCUAUUAUGGUGGUUAUCAAUCUAAAGAUUUAGGAGGACCUUUCAACUUUGCAGCCCCUGCUAUCUCAGGUAAUAAUUUUCCAAAGAAUGAUCCAACUGCUUAUUUAGCUGCUAUCGCCAUUUCUACAAAGAAUGUCUCUGUUGGGUUAACCUGCUCAACUUUAACUGAACAUCCAUAUCAUUUUGCUAGAAGAAUUGCAACUUUAGAUCAUAUCUCAGGUGGUAGAGUUGGAUGGAACGUUGUCACAUCAUUGUUACCAACUGCUGGUAAACAAUUAGCCGAUGAUAACCAAUUACCAGAAAAAACUACAAGAUAUGAAAAAACUGAUGAAUAUUUACAAGUUUUUUAUGAAUUAUUAUUAUCUUCAUGGAGAGAUGAUGCUUUAGUUUUUGACAGAGAAAAUGGAGUCUUUUCAGAUCCAGAGGGUAUAAGAGAAAUCAAUUUUGAUGGUAAAUACUUUAGAGUUCCAGGUCCUCAAAUUACAGAACCUUCACCACAAAGAAUCCCAUUGAUUAUUCAAGCUGGGUCUUCUCCAAAAGGUCAAUUAUUAGGUGCCAAACAUGGUGAAGUUAUCUUUUUGGGUGGUGAAACACCUGAAGAUGUCAAGGAAAAAAUUGAAUUAACCAAAAACUUAGCCAAAGAAAACUACGGUAGAAAUCCAGAUCAUUUAAAAUUUGUUACAAUGUUGAGAGUUGUUGUUGGUAAAACCCAUGAAGAAGCUGUUAAAAAACAUGAAGAGAUCGAAAAAUAUAAAGAUUUAGAUGGUACCUUAGUGCAACUUGGAGGUGGUGGUUUAGAUCUUUCAAGAUGGGAUUGGGAUGAAGAUUUAACACAAGUUGAUGAUCCAGCAGUUAAAGGUCUUGCUUUAGGUUUCAAAAAGAAGAAAUUUUACAAAGGCGAAACUGUUACUAGAAGAUAUGUUGCUGAAAAUUUCUUCCAUAGUAAUUAUUUCAUUGGUACACCUGAAGAGAUCGCAGAUGAAAUUGAAGAUUAUGUUGAUAGAUCAGGUAUCUCAGGUUUCAACUUGUCCAACAUUGUCUUCCCAGAAACUUUUGAAGAUAUUGUUGAUCUUUUGAUUCCAGAACUUCAAAAAAGAGGACUAGCUCAGAAAGAAUAUGCUGUUGAAGGUGGUACUUUUAGAGAGCAAGUUUACAGAGAGAAAGGGCACUCUUUUGUUCCAGAAGAUCAUUAUGCUUAUGGAUUGAGAUGGAAAGCUGGUGUUACCAAAGAACAAUUCGAAAAAGAUUUGAAAGAAUUGAAAGAAAAGCAACAAGAACAAAAAAUCUAUGCUGAUUAA